UUUCAAUUGCGCUGCAAGCGUACAUUGAGCCACAAGAAGAACGGGAAACCCGCUCCAAAUAAGAUGCCGCGGACCGAUGUCGGUGUUAAUUGAUCUGGUUAUUCUGUUGUAAGAAAAGGAAACACCACACUGCGGCAUAAUUUCAUUUUUGCCCCGCGGAGAGGAGGAUGGUGUCUGGGUUGUCAUAACUUUGGACUCGCUGCUUUUCCUUGGCACGCGCACUGAUCCAGUUGGUGAGGGCAGCAGUUGCAGGGUUCUGCAGUUGCAGGGUUCUGAUCCUCAGGAGAUGACGGAAGUGGUAGAGCCCAAGCUGGACUUUGCAUCCUCGGGUCGCUCGGGGAGAAGGAACGCCCUACCUGACAUCCUGGGUUCACCGGCUGGGGUCAACCCCACUGACCUUCCACUCAAACUGGCCGAGCUCAACCUCACAGAUGUUCAGGGAGAAGCCCAGUCUCCCACGGCGGAGGAGGCCCCACCCCCUCCAGAGAGCUCUGAGGGAAAUGAGGGAUCAUAAGGCUGCCUGGUGGGGGUCUAACUAGCCCCAAUGUUUACCUCUUGUGAGGCUGAUGAGAUAACUGUAGAAGAGGAAUGGAUGGGUAGGACGAUACAGAAGGACCAAUGAAGGAGUGGUGGGCCUGUUUGAACAGCAGCUGAGCUGCAGGCAGGGAUGAGCGGAGAAAGGGUGGGAGAGAAAGUUAGAAGGAUGGACAGAGAACUGUCUCUAUCACACAAUCUGAAAAGGCUUAAGAAAAGCGUUGGUGUGUGUGGGUGGACAGAUCACCUCUACUCCCACACACACUGCCAUGAGAAACAAAGGAAAUAUGCUGAUUAUAUACUUUUGUGCAAAACGGAGAAGUCUCAAUUGAAAAAAUGUCAAAUGUCAAAUUUCCUGCUGACGUCUAUAACAGGUAGGACGAUGGGCGGAUCCUAGUGGCCUAUAGUGGUUCUGAGCUUUCUGAUUGUUCUGGAAGAUAUAAGGUGAUAAUGUAUUAUAAUGUACUAGAAAUGUUUGAAGAACGAGGGGAGAGUGAGUUAACUGUAUAACAAGGGGUAGCUGGCUUCCUCUUUCACACAGACAUUUGAUGUAAGUAUGAAUUCAGAUCUGAGACUUUAAUACGGAUGGCAGCGUGGUGUGUACAGCAUAAAUGGGUUUCUAAACGUUGUUAGUGGUUUUGAUGACAACCAAUGGGGCUAUAAUGCUAAUGGGCUGAGAUGAAGACGAUGACUGAUGUGAUUGUGACCUGAAGUGUUGAUGUGUUUAUUUGCAAAGGUUAACUAGAAGCUAAAGCUAAUGUUAUGAGUAGGAGGACAAUCCAAUCCCUGUCUUUUAAACAUUCCUGACAUCAACCUAAAACGGUUUCUCACUGCCAACCAUGUACUGUUCAAACACUCCUCUGCUGUUGGUGUAUUUCUAUCCCGGAUUUAUCCCGGUGUAGGCUCAGACUUUUCUGUUUCCAUCUCCGUGGGCCGGCACCCGUGUCUCACUGGGCCAUGGCUCCAGCGGACCUGCACUCACUUGGAGCCGAAGCCAGGCUGCUGGUACUUUUCAGAUGGCAUUUACAUAACAAUGGCUCACUGUGAACUUUAACACCUUCUCACAAAGCUGCUGUUUGGAUUAGGCAGAGGUUGUUGAUUCUUCUGUUCACAAGUCCUCAGUGUCAGCACUAGCUAUGGAAAUACACUUUGGCUAGAAUAACACAAGGGUGUAUACACUCUUGUAACAUUGGUGUUGUGGUUGAGAAAACAGCAUGUGACAACUGCUGUUGUGUUAAUCUAUUCAGCUCAAGGCUCUUUCGUUAAAAGGCUUUCUAUUUUCCCAGACUCCUCUGAAAAUGUGCCUGGUAACAGUUUACAUGGAAACCUGUUUUGUUGUGUUCUAUAGCUCUGUGUGAAGUGCUGUUCAACAGUAUUUUGGCUAUUGACACAUACAUGUAAACACCUUCUUUUUUUGUUGUUGUAGAAGACGUGCCUAUCCAGGUGUGUACAGUACAGAGAAAUGUCACAUUUAUAACCAGAACACUACUAAAUGCAAUGUUACCGAUGUAUACGCUCAAAGACGAAUACCACCCACACCCACAGCAAGGCCUUGGAGAUGGAACGCUUGUGCACGUUUCCCAGUGUGGUCGGCAUAUGCCUGCGGUCUGGGUAUGGGAGCAAGCACCAAGCAACACCGCCACCAAAGUGUUACAUCACGUCUGGAGCGUCCUUUCUGCCUCCUUCUGCUCCACUCAGCCACUGACGGACUGGGACCAUAAAUCGGCCCCAGCAUUUGUAACACACAGGUCCUUUUUUUCUCCUGGAGGCCCCUAUUGUUAGCCAAAUAAUGGUCAUUCUGCGUAAAAAACGACAAUUUAGACAAGCCCACUUGGCUAAAGAUGGACCAUCCGGCAUUUUCCCGAACUGCCCUAUGGCCAGUCCGUGCCUGCACUACUCUAUCUCUUACUCAUCAAAACAAUAGAGCUAGAAAUGCAUGAUCGCAACUGACUGAUGAUACAGUAUGAAUAUGAACACUGAGGACCAGAAGCACGGUGAACAGCAGAAUGGUGAUACAGUAUGAAUAUGAACACUGAGGACCAGAAGCACGGUGAACAGCAGAAUGGUGAUACAGUAUGAAUAUGAACACUGAGGACCAGAAGCACGGUGAACAGCAGACUGAUGAUACAGUAUGAAUAUGAACACUGAGGACCAGAAGCACGGUGAACAGCAGACUGAUGAUACAGUAUGAAUAUGAACACUGAGGACCAGAAGCACGGUGAACAGCAGACUGAUGAUACAGUAUGAAUAUGAACACUGAGGACCAGAAGCACGGUGAACAGCAGAAUGGUGAUACAGUAUGAAUAUGAACACUGAGGACCAGAAGCACGGUGAACAGCAGAAUGGUGAUACAGUAUGAAUAUGAACACUGAGGACCAGAAGCACGGUGAACAGCAGAAUGGUGAUACAGUAUGAAUAUGAACACUGAGGACCAGAAGCACGGUGAACAGCAGACUGAUGAUACAGUAUGAAUAUGAACACUGAGGACCAGAUGCACGGUGAACAGAAGGACCGACAUAUACAGUACUUAGUAAUGCCAAUAUAUAUACUGUUUAACACAGUACAUAAUACCAGUUAUUACACUGCUGUUGUAUAUAUUGUGCUAUUACACAUGGAAGAGUUUAUUUACUAUAUGUACAUAUUUGUAUAGUGAAUAAACAUUCGCUAUACAACACAAGAGAAUGAACAUUCUGUAUUAUCAAUCGUCUUUCUAUGAAAUGUUUGGGCUGUGGGUAUCUAUGUAGGGUUUUGUCUCAAACGCAAGCAGCUGAGGAUCUAAUUCGUAAUGCACUGCACUGAUUACUGGAAUCGUUCAUGUAAUAACUCAAGGUAAAUGUUUAUUCUAUGGGGAGUGCAAAUCAGAGGUGUGUCUCGUAGUGUCACCUGUUCUCAGUGGUGGUAUGUGCAGUACAUUUUCCUUAGCAUAAUUCCACAUGUCGAUUCUGUCAGGUGGGUAGGCAACAUGCCAUAAUAAAUCCACAAAGCUUCACAUAGA
Molecule: messenger RNA, 3529 nt
Organism: Salvelinus fontinalis (brook trout)
Lineage: Eukaryota; Metazoa; Chordata; Actinopteri; Salmoniformes; Salmonidae
Product: cAMP-dependent protein kinase inhibitor alpha-like
Exons: 3
Coding region: 287-514 (75 amino acids)
Biological process (GO): negative regulation of cAMP-dependent protein kinase activity
Cellular component (GO): cytoplasm; nucleus
Molecular function (GO): cAMP-dependent protein kinase inhibitor activity
Source: RefSeq, a predicted model, not a curated record